GGAAGACGCUGCACGUCCCCAGACUCCAGCCCCUCCCAGAAUGCGGGCGGCACUGGGACAGUUGCACGCGGACAAGAGGGCGGAUGGGACUUUCAAGAUACAACAGUGGGACUUGGGCAGACACGAUUUCCUUGAAUCUGCUCCUGGUUUGGGAAUGUUUGUGACUGUUACAACUUACAAUGAUGAGGUAUUACUGUCAAGGUUAUAUGGCCCACAAGGAACAUUCUAUUUCACUUCACAUUCACCUGGCGAACACAUCAUUUGCUUAGAAUCUAAUUCUACAAGGCUUGUGUCAUUUGGAGGGAGUAAGCUGCGGAUCCACUUAGAUAUUCGAGUUGGAGAACAUGACCUUGAUGCAGCCAUUGCUCAAGCAAAGGACAAAGUUAAUGAAGUUAGCUUCAAGCUUGAACAUCUAAUUGAGCAAAUGGAGCAAAUAGUCAAAGUACAAAACUAUCAAAGGGACCGUGAAGAAGAAUUUCGAAUGACCAGUGAAGAUACAAACAGCAACGUUUUAUGGUGGGCCUUUGCACAAACACUAAUCUUUAUCUCAGUUGGAAUUUUCCAAAUAAAGUCUCCUAAUGCCCCGGCCCCAGAGCUUCCCAUCCCCUACCUCCGACUGCCCAGACCCCCUUGCUGUUCCUCUGGUCCCUCCUGUCUCCCGGCCCUCAUCCUCCGGGGCCCAAAGGACCCUCCGCCUCCCACUUCCAGCGCGGCCUCACCUGACCCUGUCGGCCCGCCGUCGGUCCGGGAGGCGCAGCGGCCUCCCACCGCUCUGCGCCUGCGCCGGCGUCCCGGCGCACCCACCUCGGCGCCGCCCGGGGGUCCACGCGUGGAGUCGCAGCCCUCGGGCCACGCCCAGAUCCCGCGUCCAGGUCUCGCGUGGGUCUCAGGAGGGCUUCGGGUGGGCUUGGGCCUUGCGGCAGCGGCGGCAGCAGAAGGCGCUGCGUAG
This is a messenger RNA of Balaenoptera acutorostrata (minke whale), 949 nucleotides long. Its product is annotated as transmembrane emp24 domain-containing protein 11-like. The coding region runs from base 41 to 949 and encodes 302 amino acids. Lineage: Eukaryota; Metazoa; Chordata; Mammalia; Artiodactyla; Balaenopteridae. The transcript is spliced from 8 exons. Gene Ontology annotation, cellular component: endoplasmic reticulum-Golgi intermediate compartment; Golgi apparatus; endoplasmic reticulum. The record is from RefSeq and is a predicted model, not a curated record. Gene Ontology annotation, biological process: Golgi organization; endoplasmic reticulum to Golgi vesicle-mediated transport; intracellular protein transport.